This is a messenger RNA of Iphiclides podalirius (scarce swallowtail), 837 nucleotides long. The record is from the annotation of a GenBank genome assembly. NCBI's taxonomy places the organism in Eukaryota, Metazoa, Arthropoda, Insecta, Lepidoptera, Papilionidae.
AUGUGGGUAGUUCCGUACAAUACUCGAGUCGGACCAACAGCGCGGGCGCCGCUGGUUCGAUAUCUACCGCUCGACGUUCUUUCGCGGCUAACUAUAAUCCGGCUGCAGAGCAUACUCGCCCCAAAUUCAAUAGCAAUAAAAUCGCUAUCGGUCAUAAGCGAAACGACCAUUCCUAAUGCCUUCCCACUCACUCCUUCGGAGGAGCGUAAUGGCGUUAUCACUGCUGAGUCCUCUCACGUCAAAUCUGCCAAUGACAGCGUGGUGCAUAAUAAUUGCGCGUCCAAUGCGCCUUUGCUUAGUACGAGCACGAUUUUGUUGUCCACGGCGCUCGUCAAUGUAAUAGUUGAGCCGAUUGUUCCAACCUCACUCCAAGUAUGUUAUAGCUCGUUUGACAACGACAAUCUUCAAAGGUUUUGGGAGCUGGAGUCAUUUUCGGAAAAGCGGAGUUACACUCCCGAUGAAGAGCUAUGCGAAUCCUUUUUUCAAAAGACGCAUAGUAGGGACGAGGCUGGGCGAUACGUGGUCGCUCUCCCGUUCAAAGCCGAUCCACCACCUCUUGUUUCUGGCGAGGACACUGAAGCUAAAGCUCUGGCUCUCCAGCAGGAAUUAAUCGGUAUAUGCAAGACGGCCGGGUUUGAACUACGUAAGUGGCAUAGUAAUUCGCCAGCGAUACUCGCUGCACUCGUGCCCCAGGGUUCUCAUGGUGAGCGGCCUGAAAAUGUUUGCUUUGCUAAAAUGGAAAAUGACGAAAAGCGACAGUCCGGCUUCACCGGCUGCCGCCUCGCCGCCAUCUCCGGUGCCCUCUGCGCCAGCUAUUAUGUCGCCCUCUGCGACAAU